This is a messenger RNA of Astyanax mexicanus (Mexican tetra), 4169 nucleotides long. RefSeq names its product DnaJ (Hsp40) homolog, subfamily C, member 10 (gene dnajc10). The transcript is spliced from 23 exons. Bases 200 to 2596 code for a protein of 798 amino acids. Lineage: Eukaryota; Metazoa; Chordata; Actinopteri; Characiformes; Acestrorhamphidae. The record is from RefSeq and is a predicted model, not a curated record.
UGGGGUGCAGAGUUUGGUGGGGUGCCCAGCGCGGUGUAGCACUGUACCGGUAUUCAGCCUGCAGAGACCCGGACACAGCGUGCAGCAGAUACACCGUGAUAUUUACAGAAUUCCCGAUUCAAGAUGAUCCCGGAUCUCAGUAAUUAGUCCUGCGUUAAAGAGCGACUCCUCCUUCAGAUCUUCUGGACUUUCUGCAAAAAUGAGGCUCCAGAAAUCCAGCGUCUCCACCGUCCAGAACUGCCUGAAGCCCUGGAGGAAAACUCUGCUGUUCCUGUUUAUCUUUACCUGGCUUGUGGUUUCCAGUCAUUCAGAUGAAGAUUAUUAUAAGUUACUGGGAAUUUCGAGAGACUCCAGCACACGGGAGAUCCGGCAGGCCUUUAAGAAGCUGGCGCUGACCAUGCACCCGGACAAGAACCCGAACGACGAGACGGCUCAUGAGAAGUUCCUGAAGAUCAACCGAGCGUACGAGGUGCUGAAGGACGAAGACCUGCGAAAGAAAUACGACAAAUACGGAGAGAAGGGGCUUCAGGAUGAGCAGCACGGGGGCCGAUACGAAAGCUGGAACUUCUACAGAUAUGAUUUUGGCAUUUAUGAUGAAGAUCCAGAGAUUAUUACUCUAGACAGAGGAGACUUUGACGCUGCAGUGAACUCUGGUGAAGUUUGGUUUGUGAAUUUCUACUUUCCCCGAUGCUCGCACUGUCACGACCUGGCUCCUACGUGGCGAGAGUUUGCUAAAGAGAUGGAUGGAGUGAUACGGAUCAGCGCAGUGAACUGCGGAGAUAACAACAGACUGUGUCGCAGUAAAGGAAUCAGCAGCUACCCCAGCCUGUUCAUCUUCAGAGCCGGGAUGAAUCCAGAGAAAUACUACGGGGAAAGAUCUAAGCACAGUCUUACCAAGUUCGCCAUGCAGUACGUGACCAGCAAAGUGACCGAACUGUGGCAAGGCAAUGUUUUUACAGAGAUCGACCAGGCUUUCUCUGAGCGAAUUGGAUGGCUCAUAACCUUUUGUGCUGAUACUGGAGAUUGUUUGGAAGCUCAGACCAGGCAGAAGCUUGCUGGCAUGUUGGAUGGUGUGGUGAAGGUGGGGUGGAUGGACUGCACUCUGCACGCUGAACUGUGUGAGAGUUUUGAUGUGACGAGCAGCUCCUCCGCCCUGUUUCCCCCCGGCAGCUCCCUCGCCCAGGAGGGCAGCGUACUGUUUCUGAAGACGCUGGAUGCGAGGGAGAUCUACGCUCAGGUGAUGCAGGCCAUGCCGGAGCUGGAGACCCUCUCUAAGCUGAGUUUUGAGGAGAAGCUGGCUCGUCAUCGCUGGCUGAUCAGUUUCACCUUUGGAGAAAACGGCGCUUCCACCCACGAGUACAAGAAGCUCAGCGCCCUUCUCAAACACUCCCACAUACAGGUAGGGAAGGUGGACUGUGUAUCAGAAGCAGAGCUCUGUGCUUCUCUCUACAUCCAGAAGUCCUGUGUUGCCGUUUUUAAAGGCCUCGGCGUUCACGACUUUGAGAUCCAUCACGGUAAAGAAGCUCUGUAUAACAUUGUGGCCUUCGCUAAGGAGAGCGUGAGUGCCCACGUGACGACCCUGCGGCCGGAGAAUUUCCCCCGGGACGGGAAGGAGCCCUGGCUGGUGGAUUUCUUCGCUCCUUGGUGUCCCCCCUGUCGUGCUCUUCUGCCUGAACUGAGAAAAGCCUCCAUCCAGCUGUACGGACAGAUGAAGUUUGGCACUCUGGACUGCACGAUUCACGAGGGGCUCUGCAGCAGGUACAACAUCAACGCCUACCCAACAACCGUCAUCUUCAACAAGUCCAGCGUCCACGAGUACGAGGGGCACCAUUCUGCUGACGGCAUUCUAGAGUUCAUCCAGGACCUGGUGAAUCCAGCUGUGGUGACGCUGACUCCAGACACCUUUCAACAGCUGGUGAAGAGGAGGAAGCAGACAGAGACGUGGGUGGUGGAUUUCUACGCCCCGUGGUGCGGACCCUGCCAGGCCCUGCUGCCCGAGUGGAGGAGAAUGGCUCGGAUGCUGAGUGGGGUGAUAAAUGUGGGCACUGUGGACUGUCAGAAGCAUCACUCGCUGUGUCAGAGUGAGAACGUGCGAGCCUAUCCCGAGAUCCGCCUCUUUCCCCAGAACAGCAACCGCAGAGACCAGUACCAUAGCUAUAAUGGCUGGCACAGAGACGCUCAGUCCCUCAAGACCUGGGCUCUCAGCUCUCUGCCUCGUGCCUCGGUGGAUUUGACGCCUGAAGAUUUUAAGAGGAAGAUUCUAGAAGGGAAGGAGCACUGGGUGCUGGAUUUUUAUGCUCCGUGGUGUGGACCCUGUCAGCACUUUGCACCCGAGUUUGAAAUCCUUGCUCGGAUGCUAAAGGGAACAGUCAGGGCAGGAAAGGUGGAUUGCCAGGCUCACUACCAGACCUGCCAGAGCGCGGGCAUCACUGCGUAUCCUACUGUCCGCUUCUACCCCUACCUGGGCACACAGCGGAGACAGCAGGGUGGAGAGUACAUUAACAGUCGGGACUCCAAUGUCAUCUCUGACGUCAUCCAUCAGAGACUGCAGCAGCUCGCUCUAAAGAACAAAUCCAAACUCAAGGAUGAACUAUGAGGGUGUUACGCUGCUUUUAACCCAAAUAUCCACUGAAUCCUCCGGCCUGUAGGAAUAUUGAGAUGGACUGGGGAGGUUGGCUCACACACAGAGGACACUGAGAAAAUUUUAGAUUGAGGUUCGAUGCCUGUGUGGAAAAAGUUAACCUCAGAUUUGUGUCAAAACAUACCUGAUGAAGACGUCAGAGUGGACAGUCAAACUCCAGGACUUGUAAGCACCUCCAGCAUAAGCAUAACUGAACUGUUUCUGAUUUUUUUUUUGUUAUGAUAUGAUGAUUGUAUCGACUGUACAGGUUGGUUGUGAAUAAGGUGUCUAUUACAGCAACUCUUAUUUUUUUAUUCGGUUUUGUUUGUUUUUGUUGUUUAUUUUUGGUUUUCGUUUCGGUAGGUUUUUGUUAAUUUUGUUUUCUCUUGUUUUGUUAUGAUAAAUGUUUUUAUUUAUCUGCUGGGGGCACGGUUUGGAAAGACACUUCUGUGUUUUUGACAGAUUUAUUUUUCCUGUGUUUCUAAGAAGCACUGUGAGUAUUUUAAUACAGUACAGUUUCUAUGGUAUUGCAUAUUGUAAUAAUACUGUAAAAUUGCCUUAGCCUGAUAAUGAACAGACUACAAAGGGUAUAAUGGACUAUUCUAUUCAAAACUGCUGGUUAAAGUUACUUAAGAUAGGGUUCAUAAGGCUACACAACACUGACAUUAAAGCUGACAUUAGUCUACAUAAGCAUUUACUUGUUUUUGCAAGGAACUACAACUGUAGGAUCUGUCCCAUGACAUUUGCCAUGUGGAGUCGCUUCGAGUCUAUUCACACGGACAAUUCUAGCCAGACAUUGCUGUCCACCACUGUCCAUGUCACUCCCGGGCUUUACCAUGUGCGCACUGACCAGUUUUAUCAAUCUCAAUCUUUAUCAAUCUCAUUCACAAGAUAUCAGCUCACAACUUAUACAGGUGGGGGUGUUCUCAAGCCAUCUCUUGAGGUAACACUUUAGGAUCAAUUUGCAUAUUUUUGUCACAUGACCAUUAGCAUGCUAGUCUACAUGUUAGCAAUGUCAACAAAAUCUCAAUUUUUAAUGGAAGUCAGUGUAAAAAUGCUUUUGGAUCAAUUCUGUUUGUCCAUUCAUUGUUAAAUUUGGACCCAUUGUAAAGAACAACUGCUAGAUACAUAUUUUUUAUGAAAAAAAAAAUGACCCAGAAACUGGACAAAGUUAUGACAGCUAACUACAACUACUACUUUUUGGAAUAAGCCUUUACAGAAAUAUGGCAUGAAAGGUGCCAUGUAGCCUUAUGAUCACUGCCCCAGUGUUACUAUAAUGUUUAAAUUCCAGUAUUGUUAAACUUGAACCUUUUUAUUCAAGAGUAAUCUAAUUUAUAAGAUUCUUCAGUGUGAAAAAACACAGAUUUGGCUCCUUUAUGUUAAAGAGUGAGGUAAAAACUCCAUGCAGUACUGGGACUGGCAGAUAUCUGGGUUUCCUUAUGUAUUCACUUCUAUUCUCUCGUCCUUCAUGUGCUCAUGGAGUGCUGUUUUGCACAAAUACUGUACCUGUUGUAGAAUAAAAACUUUUUGUUUUGUUUUUUAAAGAAAA